AUGUCUCAAGCGCCAACAUCAACUGUCAAUGGCGGUACUACAUCUCAAUCGACAUCGAAUGGUGAGCGAGUUGACUCAGACGGGUUUAAGCUGAAGUUCUGCACGGUUUGCGCCAGUAACAAUAACAGAUCAAUGGAGUCACACUUACGUCUCGCUGCGGCUCAUUACCCCGUGAUAUCUUUUGGAACAGGCUCUUUAGUUAGAUUACCAGGGCCUUCCAUCUCACAACCUAAUGUAUACCAAUUUAACAAAACCUCAUAUGACAGCAUGUACAAAGAACUCGAAUCUAAGGAUCCGCGUCUCUACCGGGCUAAUGGUAUUUUGAAUAUGCUUGGACGAAAUAGAUCAGUAAAAUGGGGGCCAGAGAGAUGGCAAGAUUGGCAAGUUGGUGUUCCAAGAUUACAACACAAUACAGAUCAAGGUGCCGAGGGCGUAGAAGGAGGCGUCGUGGACGUUGUUAUUACCUGUGAAGAAAGGUGCUGGGAUGCCGUCGUUGACGACCUUCUUAAUCGUGGUUCCCCAUUAAAUCGUCCCGUGCAUGUCAUCAAUGUUGAUAUCAAAGAUAAUCAUGAAGAGGCUCUAGUAGGCGGUAGAGGAAUCCUUGAUCUUGCGGACUCCCUCAAUAAAGCUGCGGCCGAGGAAAGAGAACUUAACCCCACCGGAUUUGACAGUGGAAGUGCCAGUAGUAGGGCUGGUUUUGAUGAAAGGGUACCGGAGAUCAUCGGGGAAUGGCAGGAAAGAUGGCCGAAUCUACCAGCAGUAUGGACAUUAGCAUGGUUCUGA
Messenger RNA from Sclerotinia sclerotiorum 1980 UF-70, 783 nucleotides. RefSeq lists its product as hypothetical. The transcript has 2 exons. Gene Ontology annotation, biological process: termination of RNA polymerase II transcription. Gene Ontology annotation, molecular function: RNA polymerase II CTD heptapeptide repeat phosphatase activity. The record is from RefSeq and is a predicted model, not a curated record. NCBI's taxonomy places the organism in Eukaryota, Fungi, Ascomycota, Leotiomycetes, Helotiales, Sclerotiniaceae. Gene Ontology annotation, cellular component: nucleus; mRNA cleavage and polyadenylation specificity factor complex. Bases 1 to 783 code for a protein of 260 amino acids.